Messenger RNA from Capsicum annuum, 2016 nucleotides. RefSeq lists its product as uncharacterized. The record is from RefSeq and is a predicted model, not a curated record. Lineage: Eukaryota; Viridiplantae; Streptophyta; Magnoliopsida; Solanales; Solanaceae. The coding region runs from base 1181 to 1609 and encodes 142 amino acids. The transcript has 3 exons.
GGUAAUCUGCUAUUCCCCUUUUCUCUCUUCCCUGAUUUUUGGUUUCAAUUUUGUUGUCUGUACAUUUAUUUGGACCUUAUUUUGUUAUAUUCUCUCUAUACUCAAUGCCUACUAAUUUUCUAUUGAUGCCUAUUUGAUUGAUUCAUUGAUUGAUUCUCCAUGAUAGACAAAUCUAGCUGCAGUUUUGAGAUUAAUGCUCAUUGUUUCUGUAGUAGAUUGAUACCCAAAUAGUAGGAGCAGUUGGAUUUUAAUUUUUAUCUGCUUGUGCUAUUUAUAUGGGGAUGGAAAGCUAGGUGUUUCAGUGUCGUCUAAUGUAUAUUCAAGUUAAAACAUGUAAUGUUUGAGGCGAUGACGCCAUGAGGUGGUGAUGGCCUGAUCUUUAACUCUUCUUUUAAAUUAAAUGAUUCUAUUGCCACUGCCUAUAGAUACAUUUGAAGGACAACUAAACCUUUCCUUCUUGAAACCAAUGAGAUACUAGUAAACCAGUCUAGGCUAUGAGCAAAAAUUUUUGUACAUGCAAGUGGCAAUAGAGUCGUUACUUCAAGGUGGAUCAUAGCUGAAAGCACCAUGUUUUCUCCUCCCGACUAGGAAAGAUUGAAGUUUCCUCUAUCAGUGUUAAGAAGGCCUUUAAUCUGUCUUGUCAAGGCAUUAAAGUUAGUAUAGAUACCGGAAUCAUCAGUGGUGUGGCUCAGUGAUGCUAACCUGUCGGCAACUUUGUUGGCUUCCGGCUUCCCUAAAGAAGUGGUUGGUAGUGACUUGGUCGGAACCCAUCAAGAGCAUAAUCAUAUUGGAAAUGUCUUCAAAUCUCCAAGGUCUUGUCCAGUACCCUUGGAUUCAGAAGAGAAUCAAUUUCACCAAAUAAGCAUCCUGAGAUCAUUCUGAGUGCACCAAUUGAGACCAAAGAGAAUGAUGCAGCUUCAGUCAGAUUACUGUUCCCUCUUCCAAGUGUUAGACAUAAAGCGAUAACUUGCUAGCCUUGUCCCUCACCACUCCAACUCCUCUGCAGUUCCCUUCAAUACAAGAGCCAUUUGUAUUAAGCUUCAUAAAGGGAUGGUGAGAUUUGAUCCAAGAGACUGCAAUAGAUAUAUUUUUCAGAAGUUUCAAGUCCAUCAGUUGACAGAUACCAUUCUAAUUAUCAGGGAUUGGAUAGUUGGGAAACUGAGGUUUAGUGAGCUGACUGAUGUUGAAGUUAAUAAGAGUAGUGGACCUGCUCAAAGAGAGAUUUUCAUCAUCAUAUUUAGCACUACAUCUAGACCUCCUUAGCUCCGAAAGAAUGAUAGAUGGUAUGACUUUAAGAGUAAAGGAAGCUAUGGAGUUUCUGUCUUUGAAGUUCCAAACGGCACGUAAGAUGUUUCCCAGGGAGGAUCUCCUUUUAUUGAUGCCCCAGCUUUGUUCUACAAAAUGGCCAGAGAUAAAAAUGUGCUCAGCUGUUUCUCCUCUUGGUCUUCUACUAGUUCCAGGGCAGCAGCAACAUAUGGACAUCAGUUCCAGGGCAGCAGCAAAGAUGAUCUCGUGGCUUGUAGGAUCGAAAGGGGUCAACCUGAAUGCACGGCUUUAUAUACAGGAACUGCCAUCUGUUAAGAUUUCAACAAACCCUUGGGUGAUGUAAUGACCCAAAGUUGUUAUGUCUGCAUGCGCCAAUUGAAUAAUCGUGAAAAAGAGAAUGAGAUCAGCUGAUAUUUUACAAGGAAUGGUGGAGAUAAUAAUAAAACAACGGUGGAGGUUAGCCCAAUUAUUAAGGCAGCCAGCUCAGCACCAACUCAAUCAAUUCUAUAAAUAGCCUUAACAGAAAUUGGGAUCGGCAUCGGCAGUUAUGAAAUUGAGCAGAAUUCUCCUUGUCUAAUCUUCUAGAACCUUCUUCUUUCUCUUUUUCUCUAUCUCCUCCUUCAUUACUUCAUUCUAAGCUUUACUAUAUGUAUCCAUGGUGAAAGUUGCAAAUUCACAGUGAAGUCUAGCUUAGCGUUUCCUUAUUCGUUGAUUGUAAUCGUUGGUUGUUAUCAAUAAAACUCCGUUCCA